This is a messenger RNA of Uranotaenia lowii, 2964 nucleotides long. Its product is annotated as probable 4-coumarate--CoA ligase 3. Gene Ontology annotation, molecular function: long-chain fatty acid-CoA ligase activity. Gene Ontology annotation, biological process: fatty-acyl-CoA biosynthetic process; long-chain fatty acid metabolic process. NCBI's taxonomy places the organism in Eukaryota, Metazoa, Arthropoda, Insecta, Diptera, Culicidae. Bases 183 to 1796 code for a protein of 537 amino acids. The transcript has 3 exons. The record is from RefSeq and is a predicted model, not a curated record.
CAAACUGAGUAGUAACUUUCUCGCUCAGGAAAAGUUGCAUCACCAUUAGUCAUUCUAGAUAACUAUAUACAAAUGUUGAAAUAGAUAAGUAGACAGGCAUGUUCGGAUAGGCAAGUUCAGUUGAAGAUUCAAGCUUAACCAGUUAACAACACACAAGAAAAUUCUCCAGUCUCCAAAGUAAAAUGGUAGCCAAAUACAGUGCAGCGGACCAUGUCUGGAUAGGCGAGCAGCGCCCAGGCAUUCUUAACCCGGCGGCCAAUUUAGGGCAGAUAUUCUGUAACCUUCUGUCCCACAGCCCAUCCCGGGUGAUCCAAAUCAAUGCGGAUACGGAUUACCACAUGACCUGCGCAGAAAUGCGUCUCAGAGUCGUGCGAAUUGCGCUGAACCUUAAGAAGCUGGGUCUCCAAAAAGGCGAUCACGUGACCUUGGCAUGUGCAAAUACCGACAAUACGGUUCCAGUUUUUGUGGCCUGUUUGACCAACGGAAUGCCUGUCAAUCCGCUGGCACCGGUCUUCAAUAAAAGUGAUUUUGCCUACAUGCUGAAGCAAACCCAACCCAAAGUGGUGUUUUGUGAUGAGGACAAUCGCAGCGUUGUUGAGGCUGCCGUUCAGGAAGUCUUCAAAAUAUCACCCAAAAUUUUUGUCUUGGGUCAAGCUGAAAAUGAGGAGGAAUCGGUCGACUUUCUACUACAACCCAUUGAAGGGGAGCUUGAUUUCGUACCGGAAUAUUUCGGAAACUCGGUUGAACUGCUGGCGAUGGUUCUAUGUUCAUCGGGAACCACCGGUCUACCGAAAGGCGUCUGUCUGUCUCACGCCCAUCUAAUCGAAUGGGAAGUUUUCAGCAACGAACUUAACGCGGGACCCAUCUUCAGCUUCAGUGCCCUAUUCUGGGCUACCAGCCUUCUGGGAGCCCUUACAUCGCUCUACUGUCUACGACCCCGAGUUAUCACAGCGCAGCUGUUCGACGAAAAGCUUCUGGUGUCCAUCAUCGAAAAAUACCGGGUUCAUGAUGUCUUCACUCCGCCCUGUUACUUGUCGGCCCUGAUCAACAGUCCGUACUUCGAACAGGCCGAUUUCCGCAGUGUCAAACGAUGGACCCUGAGCGGAUCGAUGGUCUCCGAAAGUAUCAGAGUCAAGCUGGAAAAACGGCUAUCAAAUGGGUGUGCCCAAUCGGUUUACGGAACUUCGGAAAUCGGCUUCAUAACUAAAGCUUAUGGACCUUAUAAGUCCGAUUCCGUAGGACAGAUGGUGUCCAACAUUGUGGCCAAGAUCGUUGAUGAAGAUGGCAACCGAUUGGGACCUUGCAAAGUUGGCGAGAUGAGAUUCCGUUACAAGCAUACGUUCUUGGGUUAUUUCAACAAUCCGUUGGCAACCAGAGAGGCCUUCGAUGAGGAUGGCUUCUUCAAAUCCGGGGACGUAGGCUACUUCGAUGAAGAUGGUUUCCUGUACGUGGUAGAUCGUAUUAAGGAUGUCAUCAAGUAUUGCAACUAUCAAAUUUCCCCGUCGGAAUUGGAGGUGGCAAUUCAGAGUAUUGAAGGCGUUCUAAAGGUUUGUGUGGUUGGGGUACCUUUGUUGGAUGAGUCUUCGGAUUUGCCAACGGCAGUCGUUGUCAAAAAGAGCGAUUCCGAUUUGACCGAGGAUCGCAUCAUGGCGAUCAUCGAUGGUCAAGUGAGCGACUACAAACGACUACGAGGAGGGGUGUUUUUCGUGAAUCAGCUACCGAUGUCGGCUUCCGGGAAAGUUCUGAGGAGGAAGGUCAAGGAAGCACUGCAAAACUUGAAUACCGUGGCGACAUAGGAAGCUUAAGUUUGAUUCAUACAAAUUUUAUAUUUUAAGACUUUUAUCAUUUAGAACUUACUGGAGGUCACUAGCUGCUAGGUUUAAAAUGACUACUAUCAUGCUUCACAAAAAGUCAGCGAUAUUUUGGCACGUAUAAGAAAACUUGAUAAGUUGGUUUUUACAUACAUAGAUUAAAAUUAAAAUUUUUGGUCCAAAGUUCUCCUUAAUUGUGUAAGCUCAUUAAAAACGAUAUGUGAUUUAAAACGUUAUUUUUAGUAUUGAAGUUUGUGGCAAAAAACGGUUAUUAUUUACUUCUUUUCACAAUUACAGAUGUUUGCUGUCUGUUGAAUUUUCAAUUUCCAAACAUAUUAAACCUUUCGUAAAUUUAAAAUUCAACAGUAAGUCUACCAUACAUUGUUAUAUUCGAUUUGAAAAGAUACAUGAUUUAGCGUACAAUUUUUAAAGAACGCCAGACAAUACUUCAUAUUUUAUACUUUGAUCGGUGCAAAUUUUUGAUAUAGGAUUUUCAGCUGCAUACGUUUUUGGUUGAAUAGAACUAAAUUAUGGAAAUUUUCCAAACACAAAACUUUAAGCGUGUUUCUCGAAGGUUUCAUUUAUGCAACAUGGUUCUGUAUGGCGUCAUAUGAUAGUAUUUUUGCCCUUUGGACACUAUGUUUUACCUGCGCUAGUCAUAUUCAUGUAGUCAUUAAAAAAUAUGUUACAAAUUGGCUUAAACCAAAGAUAAUAGAUUGAAAUUAUUAAUCCAUACCGAAAAUUGGGAGAUAAUCAGUUAUUUUUAUAAAUUUGAUCAAUUAAACAAACGUUUAUCGAAAUUGUAACUAUUGUUUCGAAAAUUUCCUAAAAUAACAUAGGUAUAAGUUUUUAUUUGUUCUCGAUUUUAAAAAACAAGAUUAAGUUUUGAUCUAUACAACCUAAGCAUCUGCAAUUCUUGGAUAUAUUGUAAAGGAAAUAAUGUAGAAAUGUAUUAAAUAGAACUUUUAAUAAACGGUGUAAGGAAUUAUUAUAAAAUAUUUGAGGAUAUUUCAUUCACAAAACGCUUUGUGAGACUCAGCCUUCCUUUCGUUCUUAGCCUAUCCUUAGAAAUAGCCCUUGCAUGUGUGAGGAUUAAGGACUUCUUCAAAUAAAAGCAGUGGCAUUUAGCAGCCCUGAAUUUAGCAGUUUUUAC